Molecule: messenger RNA, 691 nt
Organism: Carica papaya (papaya)
Lineage: Eukaryota; Viridiplantae; Streptophyta; Magnoliopsida; Brassicales; Caricaceae
Source: RefSeq, a predicted model, not a curated record
GCUGAAACUAACUACAGUACCAAGUUACAGAAGCUCUCGGUGGUUGGUUUGGCUUGGCCGAGUUAGGGUUCAAGAAAUUUUUGAAGGCAUUUCUCCCUUUUCGUCGGGUAUAAACUGAAGUAUCGAAGGAAAGAGAGAAAUUUGGGGAGGAAAAAUGGAGGGAGCAGAGGAAGGAGUAGAGAGAGUGGUAGAUUCAAAGGACUUGCAGCAGCAGAGCAAAGCCCUAGACAAGCUCACAGACCGUGUCGAAGAUCGCCAGCUCGAUUCCUCCCGUGCCCAAUCGGUCCUCUCUCUCUCUCUCUCUCUCUCUCUCUAUUUGAAUAUUUAUAAAUAAAGGGAGAAAGAAUUAGCAGCAGUUAAAAUUAAUGCAGCCGAUGUCGAAAUAAUUAUGAACGAACUAGAGUUGGACAAGAAUGUUGCUGAGAGAGCCCUUCGCGAGCACAAAGGUGAUGCUGUUGCUGCCAUACGGUACUUGCUGCAUUGAUGUUCUUUAUGACAGACUAAGAUUGUUGUCAAUUUUCGCCGAGAAGUAUUUUUGUAGUGAAUCUUUUUCGGAAAUAUGAAUUUGAACAUAAUAAAUUGUUUAAUGCUCCCCCCUUAAACUUGUGGAGAAAUGCAGAUUAUAGAAACAAACCUAGUGUUUAUAAGGUAUUAUGAAUUUAGUUUCUGCCAUUUCUUAGUUUGUCUUUGA